Molecule: messenger RNA, 1328 nt
Organism: Medicago truncatula (barrel medic)
Lineage: Eukaryota; Viridiplantae; Streptophyta; Magnoliopsida; Fabales; Fabaceae
Product: strigolactone esterase D14
Exons: 2
Coding region: 117-971 (284 amino acids)
Source: RefSeq, a predicted model, not a curated record
AUAGGGUCCAAACCAACACUUUUAAUAAUAAAAACCACACAUUCUAUUGUUUCUAGUUACCUCUCUUCCACUUCAUUCAUUUUUCUUCUUUCUUUCUUUCUCUUUCUUUAAUUAUUAUGGAACCAAACACCAAACCAAACAUGUUAGAACAACAACAUAACCAUCUUUCAACUCUUCUGAAUGCUAGAACCCUAGGAACAGGAACAGAAACUAUAGUUUUUGCUCAUGGUUAUGGAACAGACCAAUCAAUAUGGGACAAAAUCACACCUUAUUUUACUGAAAAAAACUAUAGAGUUGUUCUAUUUGAUUGGCCUUUUUCUGGUGCUAUUAAAGAUCAAAAUCUUUAUAACCCUUCAAAGUAUUCUUCUUUAGAUGCUUUUGCAGAUGACUUGAUCAGUUUAUUGGAUCAAAUGGAGCUUAAAGUUGUUACCUUUGUUGGUCAUUCCAUGUCUGGUAUGAUUAGUUGCUUAGCUUCCAUUAAAAGACCUCAACUUUUCAAGAGGCUUAUUCUUGUUGGUGCUUCCCCAAGAUAUAUAAAUACAGAUGACUAUGAGGGAGGAUUUACAAGCUCAGAUAUUGAUAAUUUAUUGAAGAACAUAGAAUCCAACUAUGAAAAUUGGGUUUCUUAUUUCUCCACAAAUGUAGUGGAUCCAAAUGAUGAACCAUCAGUGAUCAAAUUCAGAGAGUGUUUGAACAAAAUGAGAAAUGAAGUUCCAUUGUCCUUAGCCAAAACAGUGUUUUGCCAUGACUAUAGAGAUAUACUUGAGAAAGUUGAAACUCCAUGCACAAUUAUUCAAACCUCUAGUGACAUGGUUGUUCCAUAUAGUGUAGCUCUUUACAUGGAGAAGAAAAUUAAAGGGAAAGUUACAUUGGAAGUAAUUGACACUUUUGGACAUUUUCCUCAACUAACUGCUCCACUUCAGCUAGUUGAUGUGCUUAAGGGUGUUUUAGGGUUUGAUCACUUCCCUUGAACUUUAGCUAUGUUUAGUUUUGUAUGUGUAGAGUUGUUUUCAAUUUCAUUCCUUUUGUCACAUUUAAUUUUACUUGUUUGUAAAAUUUAUGAGUAGUAUAGUUCCAUGGUUUAUUAGUUAUAUUGUGAAAAUAGUCACACCGACACAUCGAAUUGAAGACGAGUUCGGUAUUUUUAUGUGUCAAUGUCUAACAUCAACACAUGUGGUUACAUUUAAUAAUCAGUGUUGAUCAAUUAGUAUCUGGUGUCCAUGUUUGUAUGAAUGCUUCGUAGAUGUGUGGUAUGUGUUAAUUAAUGGUUGUAUGUACUUUUUUUUUCCACUUCAGGUGGACAUGAAUCUUAACAUUGGUCUCUUUUA